Messenger RNA from Nannochloropsis gaditana CCMP526, 401 nucleotides. RefSeq lists its product as uncharacterized. Gene Ontology annotation, molecular function: protein kinase activity; ATP binding. The record is from RefSeq and is a predicted model, not a curated record. The annotation marks the transcript as partial. Gene Ontology annotation, biological process: protein phosphorylation. The transcript has a single exon.
UUCGGGAUGGCUGUCCGACUGCCGGAAAGCAAAAGCGGGAAAACAAUCGUGCUCACCCAGCAACGCUGUCGGGGGAAACUAGGUUACGUGUCUCCGGAGUCCUACUACGAGCAGCCCAUCAACGGACAAUCCACAGACGUUUGGUCUCUGGGAGUGAUUCUAUACAUAUUCCUGACCGGGCACCCUCUCUACCGUUACCCGUGGGAUCCGGCCUUCAAGGCGUUGGCGGCGGGGGAAGCUCGGCAAGUGCUUGCGCAUUAUCGGGAGGAAAUGAAGCUCCGCUUGCCUGAAACGGCGGAGGACUUAAUUUGUGCGAUGUUGCAUCCCGAUCCUAAAAAAAGGCCGACUCUGUCGGAGUUGCGGGGGGCACCUUGGGUCAGGGAGGUCCAGGAGAGGACGCG